UUGACUGAGAUUUUGUUGGUCUCCCAACAUAAUCAUAAUUUCAUACUACUACGCUCCUGACGUCAAAAUGCAGCUGCAGCCAAAAUGACCUAUAAAUAUCCCCGCCAUAAAAAAAACCCUUAUAAAUGAGACAGGCUGCACGCAUCAUCUCUCAUCAAUUUGUGAUAUGCCUCUCUCAGCAGCUUCCAUCAACCGUGCAUCCUACCAAGUUCUCCUCCUCCUCGCCGCCGCCGCCGUGUCCACCACGGGCGGCGACGGCAACACGGCGCCCGGCAAUGCCACCGCCACGGCGACGACUGGCGGCGACGACACGGAGAUGUACAUCUGCUACCUCUGCACCGGGCGCAACCCGAUCCUGAUCAGGAGGUGCCCCAUCUACUGGGACUACUGCCACCUCAACUGCUUUGACGACGCGCCCUCCACCGCCGCCGCCGCCGACGACGUCGCCGCCGUUCCCGUGGCCUCGCCGGCGGCGCCUGCGCGACGGGUGGGCGGCGUCCCGCGCGAGACCCUCGAGGACGAGGAGUGCUACGUCAUGAAGCUGUACGAGAACGGCAGCUACGUCAUCGUGACCACGCUGGGCUGCUCCCAGACCGCCUCGUGCCUCCUCUCCUGCGGCGGCGGCGACCUCGCAGCCGACGGCGAAGAAGCCCUGGCGGCGGCGCACCCGGCCGGCGCCGUCGGCGUCUCGCCGCCGGUGAGAGCGACGGCUCCCCGCGGCAUGCCGCCGCCCCGCGUCGCCGAUUUCCAGCGGUGCGGCUCACAGGCGAUGACCGCUACUCCGGCAACGAGGGCCAUCACCGGCGGCGUGUAGCGACCGCUUUCGGCUCCGAUGGACGACGUUCGUGCACAUUAAUUCGUCUUCACAUGAUAAAAAAAAAAAGAACAGUGCAGCAAUUGUAAGAUAGACAUAAGAAUUUGCAGGAAUUCCAAAGGAAUCAUUUCAAAUUAUCGUUUCUCCCGUGUUAAUAAUAAUAGAAAAGUAAAUUCAAACAGGGACGACUAAGGUGAAGAACGUCAAUGUAAGCUGGCAAAAUCAACAU
Messenger RNA from Oryza sativa Japonica Group (Japanese rice), 1043 nucleotides. RefSeq lists its product as uncharacterized. Lineage: Eukaryota; Viridiplantae; Streptophyta; Magnoliopsida; Poales; Poaceae. The record is from RefSeq and is a predicted model, not a curated record.